Cheilinus undulatus (humphead wrasse) is the source of this 3291-nucleotide messenger RNA. It is a transcript of the gene spock3, whose product is annotated as SPARC (osteonectin), cwcv and kazal like domains proteoglycan 3. The coding region runs from base 141 to 1334 and encodes 397 amino acids. The transcript has 12 exons. Gene Ontology annotation, molecular function: protein binding; calcium ion binding. Lineage: Eukaryota; Metazoa; Chordata; Actinopteri; Labriformes; Labridae. The record is from RefSeq and is a predicted model, not a curated record.
CUCUCUGCUGCGCACAGACAGCCGGUGCGGCGAGGGAGAGGGAGGGAGAGAGAGAGGGAGAGCGAGAGAGCGCUGCUAUUACUAGUGACAGAAAAACGGCAGUGAGCACAUACAGUCUGGUGAGCGGUUGAUGCGACAAGAUGCUGAGCGUCGCCUUGCUCUGUGUGUGCGCCGUCGCCUUCGGACACGUCUCCGCUCGCUCCGACAGCGGCAAUUUUCUGGACGAUAAGUGGCUGGCCGGAAGAUGGGAUAAAUUCAGAGAUGAAGUGGAGGAGCCUGGAACAUGGACUCCAUCCAAGCCCUUCGAUCAAGCCCUUGAUCCAGCAAAAGACCCCUGUCUCAAGGUCAAAUGCAGCCGCCACAAGGUGUGCGUGGCUGAGGACUCCAGGACUGCCACGUGUGUGAGCCAGAGGAGAGUUAGUUUCAAAGAUGCCAGUUUGUACCAGAGUCCAGGAUCAAAGUGCAAACCCUGCCCUGUGGUUCACCCCUCUCCUGUUUGUGGCACCGACGGGCACAGCUACUCCACCAAGUGUAAGCUGGACUACCAGGCGUGCAUCACAGGAAAGAAGAUCGCCGUGAAGUGCCCCGGCAUGUGUCCUUGCCCUGCUCAGCCUGAGCUGAGCUCUGCAGAGAAGAAAGUUUGCAGCGAGUCUGACCUGAAGGAGGUGGUGAGCCGUCUGAGAGACUGGUUCAGAGUGCUGCAUGAGAACGGCAACCACAAGAGAGUCAAGAUCCAGAAGCCGGAGAAGAACAAGUUCGAGGUCGGGGCAUCACCCAUCUGUAAGGACCCUCUGGGCUGGAUGUUCUCCCGCCUAGACACAAACUUUGACCUCCAGCUGGACCAGUCAGAGAUCAAGAGCCUCUACCUGGACAGAAACGAGCCCUGCUCUGACGCAUUCUUCAAAUCCUGCGAUACACACACAGACAAAGUGAUAACCAGCUCUGAGUGGUGCACGUGCUUUCAGAGAUACACAGACUCUCCUUGUAAAGCAGAGCUGUCUGGUAUCAACAGAAAGCAAGCAGGGAAGAAACUGCUCGGUCAGUAUCUGCCAUCCUGUGAUGAGGACGGUUACUACAGGUCCCACCAGUGUCAUAGCAGCAGUGGCCAGUGCUGGUGUGUGGAUCGCUAUGGUAACGAGGUAGCUGGCUCACGCACACAUGGCCCUGCAAACUGUGGUGUCAUUUUGGAGUCUUCUGGAGAUCUCGGCAGCGGAGACUCACUCUUCACAGAUGAUGAUGAGGAUUCGUUUGUCCUCAAUGACCAGGCAGGGAUGGACGACGAGGACGAUGAAGAUGAGGAUGAUGAUGAUGACAAUGACGAGUAUCUGUCGUAAAAAAAGAAAACAAAAAAGAAAAAACUGUUUGUUUGGUCAAACUGCACGUUUCUAGGUGACUCCCCAGGCAGAUACUUAAUCGUACUAACAGCCUAUGGACUACUCUCUGUGUAUUGUUUGUUCAUUAGUUCAAAAAAUACUCCAGGCAAAUGUUUAUGAUUUCUCUUCCUCUCUAAGUAUAAAAUAUGAUUGGUUAAUGGCACUUGUUCACUUUUGUGUCAGCCAACCAGAGAACUUAACAAGGACUUAUCAACAGCCAAUCCAGUGCUUUGGAUUUGGUCACAUGUGCAAAGACCUCUCCCCUCAUUGGACAGUCCAUGUCUUCUAGUGUGUCCUGUCCUUGUGCAGCACUCUGAUGCCUGAGCGUGUUGAUGCCUGAGGCACCAUGUUUAAAGAGAUUCCCCCCCUUCUUCAUUCCUAUAUCCUCCCCCUCUCCCUCACCCUUUUUGCUCCUUAUCAAACGUUCCUGUGUAUAGGUGGGAUGUUGAAGAUGUAGAUAAGAGAAUAUUGCACUCUUUAGGUUUCUUUUCAUCUUGAUUUGUAACUGUGACUGUAACUGUGUGGAAUAACAAGAUAAGAUAAGAGUUAGACAUGCUUCAUUAGAAGAAUUAAGGCUAAAAAAAAAAAACAGUGUGAGUUGGAUAAUCAGAAGCGGCUUGCUUGCUGUUUUCACUGGAACACAAAUCAAGUUAAAUCAUCUCAAAGGCUUGGCUACAAAGGAAAGACAAAUUACUGCUUGGCCAGUGGUGUUAGGGGGAAAAUAUUAUGUUGUUUUUUUCUAAUCCAUUGUUGGAUGAAUAUAGAAGAUGAAACAGAUUUGUCAGAGCAUUACUAAUGCUGCGUGAUGUUGUUUCAGUCUGUAGAACCAGAGGCUUUCUGGAACUCCACAUAUAACAAAGCUGAAGCAUUAAAAUUCCCAAAAUCAUCUGUACACAUGAAACUGGACUUGAAUAGUUAUGGAGGGCUUCAAACACAAAACUACGUCAUGGAAAUGUUUUGAAUUUUUCAGCUGUGAGUGUUAGGCUCAUCGUGUAACUGAAUAAAUCUCUUGCACAGUAAUUAAACCACAGAGCCAUGCAGAAAAAUGUCUGGCAGGGGGGAUGGUGGGUAUGGUGUGCCUUUUUGUUGGGAAGGACAGAUGUAGGAGAAGCAUACUAACUGGUCUGACUUAAGCUUACACUGCAUAAGAGUGGCUUUACUGUAAAGCUAACAUACCAUUUGGGAUUUUGGUAUGGCUUGUGUUUUAUUGGUCUUGUGACAUAGGCCAUAUCUCAGAUCUUUUAAUUUGUGACAUAGGAUAGCUAGAAUGUAGAGAAGCACAGUUAUACUUAACAGUUAAGGCAUAAAAACACAUAGAUUCUGCUGGAUUUGAAACUGGUUUAUAUAUUAGAACACUGGCUAGAGGAAGCUUUGGUUUAGACAGCUUUAUAUAUUAAAAAUGAUCAUCUUACAGUGUUUUCUUUGUUUUGAAAGCUUCAUUUGUACUUGAUCUGCUCUAUUUACUUAUAGUGUAUAUCUGUAAGAGUCCCAGAUUUGUGUAUUCUUGCUGAAUCCUGUGACUGUUUAUGCAGACCUGGGAUUUGCUAAACACCUAUGUUCAUUUUCAAUAAUUAAUCUGCCAUCAGCUUCAUUUUUUUAAUCAAACAUUAGUUGAAAUUCCAUUUUAAGACUUGCAAAGUGCCAUCUAACUGUUCUGUAGUUUUUUUCUCCCAUCAGUCCUUUAACUUGGAGUUUCAAUUCACCUUUACGACAAACUGGAUAACCUUUCAGUCUUCAAAUGUGCUGUUUUCAUGAGCGUGAUGACAUGCAAAUCAUUUCGAUGACCUCAGACACUGUAGCCACUCUCAACCAAUCACACUGUCAUCACAGCUCUGAUAGUGUUUAAAGGUAAUGAUACAGAUGCAUUUUUUUACAGUGUAUGUAUGAUUUGCUGAAAUAAAAAGCUAUAUUGACCAAG